AAGUGAGGGCAUUCCCGGUAAAGGCCAAGCCGUGACCGUGGGCUCCUGGCUCCCAGCUGAUGGCCGCCCAGAAGUCCUGGGCAGCCCUGCCCUCUCACUGGGUUGGCCAGCACAGCACGUGGGAACACAAGACUGGGCUCUCAGCAGGCUCUGAGGCUGGGGUGCCCUGAGGUUCCUUAGGAGGUCCCUGUGUGCCCAACCAACACAGUGUACACCACCCUCCUAGGCACCAGAACCAGAGCAAGAACCUGCUAUGGGCCACCUGCUCCAGCUGCUCUACCUGGCCUCAUCCAUCUCAGCAGUCCUGGCAUCGUGGGGCAGCUCCAGUCCCAAUGCCGUGCAAGGAGUGAAGGGGUCCUGUCUCAUCAUCCCCUGCGUCUUCACUUUCCCUGCUGACGUGGAGGUGACUCAUGGCAUCGUAGCCAUUUGGUACUAUGACUACUUGGGCAGUCGGCUGGUGGUUCACCAUUCGGGGGACCCCCAGUUGGUGGAGGAACGCUUCCGCGGCCGCACCGAGCUGCUGGGGCGCCUCGAGCACAGAGUGUGCACCCUGCUCCUAAAGGACCUGCGCCCCCAGGACUCGGGCUCCUACAACUUCCGCUUCGAGAUCACUCAGGUCAAUGGCUGGACAGAAGUCAAAGCCACCAAGGUCACCGUGACAGAGAACCUCAGUGUGCCCAACAUUGCCUCGCCGUUAGAGCUUCGCGAGGGCAUGGAGGCCGAAUUCAACUGCUCCACUCCCUACGCAUGUACACAGGAGAGGAUCAGCCUGCAGUGGCAAGGCCAGGACCCUGCUCGCUCAGUCACCUCCAACCUCCAGAAGCUCGAGCCCACAGGCAUCAGCCAUCUGGAGACCCUCCGCAUGGCCCUGUCCUGGCAGGACCACGGCCAGACCCUGCGCUGCCAGCUCUCGGUGGCUGAACAUAAGACAGAGGGCGAGAUUCGCCUCCAAGUGCAGCAUGCCCCCAAGGGGGUGGAGAUCCUCCUCAGCCCCUCGGAGGGGAACAUCCGUCCAGGUGAUCCAGUUACACUCACCUGCCAGGUGAACAGCAGCUACCCCAAGGUCAGUUCCAUGCAGUGGGUCAAGGAUGGGACACACCUCAAAACCCAGAGUCGUGUGCUGAAGUUGUCCCAGGCAGCCUGGGAUGAUGCUGGCAUCUACGCCUGCGAAGCUGAGAAUGGUGUGGGCUCCUCCGUCUCCCUUCCUGUCAGCCUCCACGUUUUCAUGGCCAAGGUCCAGGUGAGCCCAACAGGCCCCAUCCAGGAGCACCAGACAGUGACGCUGGACUGUAACGUGCCUAAAGGAGCACCCAGUGAGCUGCGCUACAGCUGGUACAAGAACCAAGUCCUGCUGGAGGACGCCCACAGCAGUACCCUCCAGCUACUUUCAGCCACCAGGGCCGACACCGGCUUCUACUUCUGUGAGGUGCAGAACGCCCAGGGCAAGGAGCGUUCUAGCCCUGUCAGCGUGGUGGUCAUCCACCCACCCCUUGCCCCAAACCUAACUGCCUUCUUGGAGAUCCAGAGGGGACUGGUGGGCAUCCUCCACUGCUCCGUGGUCAGCGAGCCCAUGGCCACCCUGGUGCUGUUACACGGGGGACUUGUCCUGGCCUCCACCCUCGGUGAGGGUAACCGCAGCCCACGCUUCAGUGUCUCCUCUACCCCCAACUUCUUGCGCCUGGAGAUCCGAAACUUGGAGCUAGCCGACAGUGGGGAGUACACAUGCACAGCCACCAACUCCUAUGGGAAUGCAUCCUCCACCCUGGACUUCCAUGCCAAUGUGGCCCGCCUCCUCAUCAGCCCAGCAGCAGAGGUGAUAGAAGGGCAGGCGGUGACACUGAGCUGCAGGAGCGGCCUGAGCCUGACUCCUGACACCCGCUUCUCCUGGUACCUGAACGGAGCCCUGCUUCUCGAGGGGCCCAGCAGCAGUUUCUUGCUCCCUGCAGCCACCAGGACGGAUGCUGGCUCAUACCACUGUCGAGCCCAGGAUGGCCACAGUGCCAGUGGGCCGUCCUCACCUGCCGUCCUCACUGUGCUCUACGCCCCACGCCAGCCCAUGCUCACUGCCCGGCUGGAUCGCGAUGCUACAGGAGGUGGGGCUGGCCGUCGAGGCUUUCUCGAGUGCCGUGUGGAUAGUGACCCCCCAGCCCAGCUGCGGCUGCUCCACAGGGACCAUGUAGCAGCCUCUUCUCUGCCAUCAGAGGGUGGUUGCUGUACCUGUGGGGGCUGUUCCCAGCGCGCAAAGGUCCACAGAGCCCCCAACCUGCUGCGUGUGGAGAUUCGAGACCCAGUGCUGGAGGACGAGGGUGUGUACGUGUGUGAGGCCAGCAACACCCUGGGCAAUGCCUCCUCCUCGGUGACCUUCGAUGCCCAGGCCACUGUCCUGGUCGUCACACCAUCACACAGACUGCUAGAAGGCACCGGAGCCAACCUGACUUGCAAUGUGAGCCGGGAAGCCAGCGGUGGCCCUGCCAACUUCUCCUGGUUCCGGAAUGGGGCACUGUGGGCCCAGGGUCCGCUGGAGACCGUGACGCUGCUGCCUGUGGCCAGAACGGAUGCUGCCCUCUAUGCCUGCCGCAUCCUUUCUGAGGAUGGUGCACAGCUCUCUGCCCCUGUGGUCCUGAGCGUGCUCUAUCCCCCGGACCCUCCAAAGCUGUCAGCCCUCCUGGACGUGGGCCAGGGCCACAUGGCGGUGUUUGUCUGCACUGUGGACAGUAGUCCCCUGGCCCAGUUGACCCUAUUCCAUGGGGAGCACCUCCUGGUCACCAGCAUGGGGCCCCAGCUCCCAUCCCGUGGCCGUCUCCAGGCCAAAGCCAUGGCCAACUCCCUGCAGCUAGAGGUCCGAGACCUGGGCCUUGGGGACUCUGGCAGCUACCGCUGUGAGGCCACAAAUGUCCUCGGAUCAGCCAAUACCUCCCUCUUCUUCCAGGUGCGAGCGGCCUGGGUCCAGGUGUCACCAUCAUCUGAGCUCCAGGAGGGCCAGGCUGUGGUCCUGAGCUGCAAGGUACCCACAGAGGCCCUGGAGGGGACCUCAUACCAGUGGUAUCGGGAUGGCCAACCCCUCCCGGAGUCGACCGCGGCAACACUCCAUUUUGCAGCCAUAACUUUGAGCCAAGCUGGGGCCUACCACUGCCAAGCCCAGGCCCCGGGCUCAGCCACCACAAGCCUGGCUGCCCCUGUCAGCCUCCACGUGUCCUACGCCCCACGCCAGGCCACUCUCACCACCCUGAUGGACACCGGCUCUGGGAGACUGGGCCUCCUCCUGUGCCGUGUGAACAGUGACCCCCUGGCUCAGCUACGACUGCUUCAUGGGGACAGCCUCGUGGCCUCCACGCUACAAGGUGUGGGGGAACUCGCAGGCAGCUCUCCCCGGCUACAGGUGGCUGUGGCCCCCAACACACUGCGGCUGGAGAUCCACAGUGCGGUGCUCGAGGAUGAGGGCGUCUACACCUGUGAAGCUACCAACAGCCUGGGCCAGACCUCGGUCUCAGCCAGUUUCGAUGCCCAGGCUGUGAGUGUGCAGGUGUGGCCCAAGGCCACCGUGCAGGAGGGGCAGCUGGCGAACCUGACCUGCCUUGUGUGGAGCACCCGCCUGGCCCAGCUCACCUACACGUGGUACAAGGAUGGGCAGCAGCGCCCAGGUGCCCGCUCCAUCCUCCUGCCCAAUGUCACCGUCAUGGAUGCCGCCUCCUACCGCUGUGGUGUGGUGACCCCUGGCCAGGCACCCCACCUCUCCAGACCUGUCAUCCUGGACAUCCUCUACGCACCCCGCAGCCUGCGCCUAACCUACCUCCUGGAGAGCCAUGGUGGGCGGCUGGCCCUGCUACUGUGCACUGUGGACAGCCGCCCACCUGCCCAGCUGGCCCUCAGCCGUGCUGGCCGCCGCCUGGCCUCCUCCACCACAGCCUCUGAGCCCAACACCCUGCGCCUGGAGCUGUGGGAACCCCGGCCCAGCGACGAGGGUCUCUACAGCUGUUCAGCCCACAGUCCUCUGGGCCAGGCCAACACGUCCUUGGAAUUGCGGCUAGAAGGUGUGCAGGUGACCCUGGCUCCAUCAGCCUCUGUGCCUGAGGGGGCCUCCAUCACAGUGACCUGUGAAGACCCUGCUGCUAGCCCACCCACUCUCUAUACCUGGUACCACAACAGUCGCUGGCUGCAGGAAGGACAAGCCGCCUCCCUCUCAUUCCCGGUGGCUACACGGGCUCACGCAGGCGCCUACUCCUGCCAGGUCCAGGAUGCCCAGGGGACACGCAGUUCCAGGCCUGCGGCCCUGAAAGUUCUCUAUGCCCCUCGGGAUGCUGUUCUGUCCUCCUUCCGGGACUCGAGGGCCAGCCCCAUGGCUGUAGUGCAGUGCACUGUGGACAGUGAGCCACCGGCCGAGCUGACCCUGUCCCGAGAUGGCAAGGUGCUGGCUUCCAGUCACGGGGUCCAUGGCUUGACAUCGAGGACAGGCCAUGUCCAGGUGGCCCGUAAUGCCCUGCGACUGCAGGUGCAAGAUGUGCCCUCAGGUGAUGAGGACACCUACGUCUGCACGGCCCACAACUUGCUGGGCUCAGUCAGCACUACAGGACAGCUACAUGCGGAAGGUGUGCGUGUGGUGGCCCAGCCAGGCCUGGAUGUGCCUGAGGGCGCAGCACUGAACUUGAGUUGUCACCUUCCUGGUGGCCCCAGGCCCAUGGGCAACUCUACAUUUGCUUGGUUUUGGAAUGGCCAGCAACUACAUUCGGAGCCUGUGCCCACCCUUGCCUUCUCAUACGUGACCCGUGCCAAAGCUGGAGUGUACUACUGCCGGGCUGAACUCCCCACCGGGCCCACCAUCUCUGCUCCAGUCAUGCUCCGUGUACUCUACCCUCCCAAGAUGCCCACCAUGACGGUCUUUGUGGAGCCUGAGGGUGGUAUCCAGGGCAUCCUGGACUGCCGAGUGGACAGCGAGCCCCUAGCCAACUUGACUCUCCACCUUGGCAGUCGUCUGGUGGCCUCCAGCCAGCCCCGAGACACUCCAGCCGAGCCGCAUAUCCACGUCUCAGCUGCCCCCAAUGCCUUGAGAAUGGCCAUUGAAGAGUUGAGACCCAGUGACCAGGGGGAAUAUGUGUGCUCUGCCUCCAACGCUCUAGGCUCUGCCUCCGCCUCCACCUACUUUGGAACCAGAGCCCUGCAUCGCCUGCGCCUGUUCCAGAAGCUACUCUGGGUCUUCGGGCCGCUGGCGGGCCUCUUCUUCCUCCUCCUGCUGGGCCUGGGGGCCUACUAUACCUUGAGAAGGAGGUAUUUUCAUAAGCGAAGUGUGAGUGAGAAUUUGGUGGAGAUGGAUUCUCAGAGGGACACCACGCAGGAGGAGGUCAGUGAAAGCCGUGAUGACUUGGGCCUCGUAAACAAGGCAGCGUUGGAUCCCGCCUCCCUCUGUGAAAAGAGCUCGGUGACAUCUGACCUUCUAUGACCUGGUUCCAAACUUCUCGCCCCCAAGAAAAAUGGGUGGUGAAAGGAGGGGUGAACCCCAAUCUACUCUUGGGGGAUGCUGAAGAGAAUUGAGUUGAUCCAUUUCUCUUUCUCUAUUCUCUGGAUCUCAUCUCUCCAUUUAUCUUCUAAGGCACCGCCUCUUUCUCCUCCAACCCUGGAUGUUUUGGAUGGAUUAGAAGAGGAACUUUCCACAGCCUCACAGGCAGGCCAAUGCACUCUGUACUAGCUAGGAUGUAAGUUAGGCUGCUCUAACAAGACACCAAAUACAGUAACUUCAACAUGAGAAAGUAUUAUUUUUCUCUCCCAUACUAGUCUGGGUAUGUUACGAUGGUUUAAGGUGUUGGAGCUCUGGAUCCUUCUUAUCUUUCUCCAUCCCUAAAAUGUUGCCAUUGAUUGUGAGGUUCACAAUGAUCCCACUGUGUUCACAUUCCCUCCAGAAAGAAGGGUGGAAGUUGAAGGCACACCCAUUUCCAUUGUGGACACAACCCAGAAGCUUCCCAUGUCAUACCCACGCACUGCCCAUUAGCUAGAGUUUAUUUAUAUGGCCACUCUAAGCUGCAAGAGAUUCUGGGAAAUGUAGUGUUUUAAUUCUACUUCCAAAGGACUCCCAACUAUGGACUCAUCCCUGAGAGUUUUGACACUGAUAAGAAUGCAGACCAUGUUCUGUGUCAGGUCCAUCUGCGGAAAGGCGUGCCCUGGUUCUGGGCUUCCUGGAGGACGUAGUCCCUCUCACACAUUAAGACUGAGGGCAUCAAGAAGCCUUGGUACUCUGUAAGGAGAGGGCAUGCCAGGCAGUGUGUGUUGCCUGAGCAGGCAUCUUGUGCCAGAUAUGGCCCCUGGAACAAGAGGUGCCCCCAUUCUCAGUCCCCACCCACAGGGAGUGUGGGAAGCAAACGCAAUGUCGUCAGCAUCCUCGCCUCUGCUCCAAGUGUAUUCCUCUCCAUGAUUUAGUGAGUUCAGGUCCUCUUCCUCUAGGCUCAUGCACCAGAAGUUGUUAAGAUGAAUGAGGGUCACGAAGAAGGAAUAAGGUGCUUCCGGGAAAUCAGUGCAUGAGGGGAGCCAGUUCUUGGGUAGGCUAGUGACUCCCCUGUCUGGUAGUCUGGUGACAGAUGGUGGGAGGAACAAAUAACAUGCCACUCUGGGAUUUGGGUUAAGAAACAUGGGUAAUAAUGGCGACUUAGAAUAGGGGCUAACAGGUUGGGAAGGAAUUAGAGACCAGGUGAGCUGCAUGUGGCCACGGCUGGGCCCCUUCCUGGUCCCAGGUCUCAUUCCUUUUAGUGCCUGAUUGCCAGACUCUUCUUGGGAGCCUGUCCAGCAGGUCUCCCCAAUAAAUGU
This is a messenger RNA of Rhinolophus ferrumequinum (greater horseshoe bat), 6789 nucleotides long. It is a transcript of the gene SIGLEC1, whose product is annotated as sialic acid binding Ig like lectin 1. The record is from RefSeq and is a predicted model, not a curated record. Lineage: Eukaryota; Metazoa; Chordata; Mammalia; Chiroptera; Rhinolophidae. The coding region runs from base 254 to 5434 and encodes 1726 amino acids. The transcript has 21 exons.